This is a messenger RNA of Vespula pensylvanica (western yellowjacket), 3081 nucleotides long. Its product is annotated as sulfhydryl oxidase 2-like. The record is from RefSeq and is a predicted model, not a curated record. Gene Ontology annotation, cellular component: Golgi membrane. Gene Ontology annotation, biological process: protein folding. Lineage: Eukaryota; Metazoa; Arthropoda; Insecta; Hymenoptera; Vespidae. Bases 111 to 2039 code for a protein of 642 amino acids. Gene Ontology annotation, molecular function: flavin-dependent sulfhydryl oxidase activity; protein disulfide isomerase activity. The transcript is spliced from 3 exons.
AUAAGAAUUGUCUAGAAGCAGUUAUUUUAUUAUUGGUAACACUGUCAGAGAUCUGUGUACUACUUCAAUAUAUUUCAAUAUCUUUAGGUUAAGAAUCGGUAAAUACAAACAUGCGACGACACGAUUUCGUAACAAAAAUAAUCUUAUUAUACAUCGUGAUAAUAUGUAAAAAUGUAACAGUAGUAGCUAUACAAGACGAUCAAUAUCAAAGUUAUCCUGCUCAAGGUUUGUACAAUGCCAGUGAUAAUGUGGUAGUAUUAAAUGCUUCUAAUUUUAAAACUAGUGUUUAUGGAGAUUCGAAAGGAUGGUUAGUUGAAUUUUAUAAUAGUUGGUGUGGAUUCUGUUAUCGUUUUGCACCUACAUGGAAGGCUUUUGCAAGUAAUGUUUAUUCUUGGAGAGAUAUUGUUGUCAUUGCAGCUAUAGAUUGUGCUGUAGAUGACAACAAUCCAAUUUGUCGUGAAUAUGAAAUUAUGCAUUAUCCAACGCUUAAAUAUUUUCCUAUUAACGCACAUUCUUCUUUCAUGGGUAUAGUAGUUGAUAAAGGUGAUAGCGUUGAUGAUGUUAGGCAUAACUUGAUUAAAAGACUGGAAAAGGAGCAAGAGGAAGGACGUGGUAUAACGUGGCCUAAUAUUACACCUUAUAGAAAUGCAGAGAUAAAAGACAUAUGGAAAGUUGUACCAAAAACUGUAAAAUACUUUUUUUUAUUAUUUGAGAAAACAGACUCUCAUAUGGGAACUGAAGUCAUAUUAGAUAUGCAUAAGAUUUCAAGUCUGCAAAUACGUAGAGUUAUAUCUGACAAUGAAUUAUUAUGCGUAACAAGUAAAAUCACCAAAUUUCCAAGUCUAAUUGUAAUGAGCCAAACGGAAUCGCAAAAGCUAUUAAAUAUUAGAAUUCCAACAAGAGAAGGUAUUAUACAAACAAUUAAAACCUAUAUGAAUUCAAAGAGUAUAAAUAUAGAUGAACAAAUUAUUGGGAACCGCAAUAGAGAAUUGCUAAUUCAAAAACCAAAUGCAAUAAGUAAUACUAAAUCAAAGUCUCUGCAACAACAGCAAUAUAACUCUGGCACAUUUGAAGAUCAUUUAUAUCAAUUAGAUUUGGAAACAGCUUUGCGAUAUUCCAUUUACCAUGAAGUACCAAUGACUAAAAUGAUAGAAGGAGAAAAGAUGGAGGCAUUGAAGUUAUACUUAGAUGCAAUAGCCAAAUAUUUUCCAAUGAGAUUCAACGGUAUUUUUCUUGACGUAAUUCGUAAUAUAAUCAAUACAAAAGAAACGAUAUCCGGAGAAGAAUUCGUACAUUUAUUAAAAUCUACAGAGGAUGAAAUGUUGCCUGUAUUCUCAGGCCCGCAACAGUGGAUUGCAUGUAAAGGAAGUAAAGAAAUAUAUAGAGGAUAUCCUUGUGGAUUAUGGACAAUGUUUCACAUGUUAACCGUUAAUUUUGGAAUGGAAAAUAAAGAUAAAAAACAUUAUAAUCCCAUUGAAGUGUUACAAGCUAUGUAUGAAUAUAUAAAAAAUUUCUUUGGUUGUGCUGAUUGUUCAAAACAUUUUAUAGAAAUGGCAACAAGAAAUAAAAUAUUUGAAGUACAGAAUGGAGAUGAUAAUAUAUUAUGGUUGUGGAAAGCUCAUAAUGAAGUUAAUGCAAGAUUGGCAGGAGAUGAAACGGAAGAUCCUAAACAUAAAAAAAUACAGUAUCCAUCGCAAGACCAUUGUUCAGAGUGCAGAUAUCCAAAUCAAACUUGGAACGAAGCUCAAGUUUUAUACUAUCUUAAAAGAAAAUAUAGUUAUGCAGGAAUUAAUUAUUAUGGAUCUAGUGAAAAAUAUAGUAACUUACAAAAUAGUAGAUCAAAAAGAAGAUUAGAACUAGCUCCUAACAAAUAUAUAAAUCUUAAAAAAUUGGGUUGGGAUUUUACUGUAUUUGAUAUAAGUAUUUGUGUUGUAUUAUAUGUUACAUCUGCUACAAUACUCACACUUGUUUGCAUUAAAUUUGCUGUAAAAAGAACUUACAGAAAAAAAGCAUACCUAAACUCAUUUGGUAAAGUAUAAAUUCUUGUGAAGAACAGAUUCACAGAUUCAUUGUAGGCAUGUAUAUUGUAGGCAAUACAUUUUUUAAGAUAUUGUAUAUAUACGUCUGUCUAUUCGUCUGUAUAUAUUAUUGAUAUUAUUUAAUAAUCUAGUUCUUCUAUAUGCAUAUCUGCAUUUUUAUAUGUCAUCAACUGAACAAAAGUUCUCGUGCUAUUAUCAAUAGAAUUCUUUACAGAAAUUGUACAGAUCAUAUGUACAAAUAAUGUAUACAUGUAUUUGUAUUACAUUUCGUUAGAUUUCGUUAGAUUUGUGUUAUAAAAUUAUUCUUUUAGAAGUUUAAAAUUAAACACGUCAUGAUCAAUUGUACACUGUUAUGCUAUGUUCAGCUAAAUUUUUUAACAGAAAAAUUUGUAUGAUUAUUAUAUUAAAUACUUUUUUUUUUAUGAUAAAUCCAACAAAAAAAUUUCAUAAUUAUGACAAUCUCAAUGAAAGUGAGUGUUUGUCAAAUCAUCGUUAAUUGUAAAUAUCUAUUAUUUUAAAGUUGAAUUUAAAUUUUGCAUAAUUACGUAAAUAUAAAUAUACAUAAAAAAAAUUUCUACAUGGAUAUAUAAAUAUAUCAUACAUAUAUAUUUUAGAAAUUUUCUGUAUAAUCGAUUUAAGAAAGCAAAAAAUAACGAUUAAAUUUUAUUAGCAGCUACAAGGAUCAACUUGUAUUCAAGUUGAUUUUAUUUGACUAAAUAUAGUAGAUCCAAAUCAUUACUCCGUAUAAGUUUUAUAUAUGUAUAUGUAUAUAUUUAUACAGCACUAUAUCAUAACUUUCAAUUACUAAUAUAGAAUAUUUAUAGAAGAUAAUACGGAUUACUCAUUAUUGAUAUAAUGUACAAUUUUAAAAGUUCCAUAUUGACAUAAUUUAUUUAUUAGUUCUUUAAAAGAAUUUUUACUUUAAGUAGAAAUGUCUUACAUGGCAAUUUAAUAAAUUUUUAUUUGUAACAAUGUGCAAAAUAGGAAAUACAUUUUCUUUUUUUUUAAAACACAUUUAUAUAUUUCACCAAAUAUUUAUAUA